This is a messenger RNA of Cuculus canorus (common cuckoo), 1632 nucleotides long. RefSeq names its product mediator complex subunit 27 (gene MED27). NCBI's taxonomy places the organism in Eukaryota, Metazoa, Chordata, Aves, Cuculiformes, Cuculidae. The coding region runs from base 28 to 966 and encodes 312 amino acids. The record is from RefSeq and is a predicted model, not a curated record. The transcript is spliced from 8 exons. Gene Ontology annotation, biological process: regulation of transcription by RNA polymerase II. Gene Ontology annotation, cellular component: mediator complex. Gene Ontology annotation, molecular function: transcription coactivator activity.
GGCGGGGGCCGAGCCGGUGCGGCCAAAAUGGCGGAGGGGGUGCUGAGUCCCGGGGUGAACCUGGAGGCCUUCUCGCAGGCUAUUGCCGCUAUCCAGGCUUUGCGCUCUAGCGUCACCAGGGUCUUCGACUGUCUGAAGGAUGGGAUGCGGAACAAGGAGACGCUGGAGGGCCGCGAGAAGGGUUUCGUGGCCGCCUUCCAGGAGAGCCUGCACUCUGUCAGCCGCGACCUGAGUGAACUGGAGCGUUUGAGCAACCUGGUUGGUAAACCAUCUGAGAACCACCCCCUGCACAAUAGUGGGCUGCUGAGCCUCGAUCCUGUUCAGGACAAAACACCGCUUUACAGCCAACUGCUUCAAGCCUACAAAUGGUCAAAUAAGUUGCAGUACCAUGCCGGGCUAGCAUCUGGCCUUUUGAAUCAGCAGUCUUUGAAACGUUCAGCCAACCAGAUGGGAGUAUCUGCAAAACGCAGACCAAAAGCCCAGCCAACAACUCUUGUCUUACCUCCUCAAUAUGUUGAUGAUGUGAUCAAUCGGAUUGACAGAAUGUUUCCUGAAAUGUCUAUCCAGCUCUCCCGGCCAAACGGAACCUCUGCAAUGCUUUUGGUUACCUUGGGAAAAGUGCUAAAAGUGAUAGUGGUGAUGCGGAGCCUUUUCAUUGACCGGACAAUAGUGAAAGGGUACAAUGAGAAUGUCUACACUGAAGAUGGCAAGCUUGACAUAUGGUCUAAAUCCAACUAUCAAGUUUUUCAGAAGGUUACGGAUCAUGCAACCACUGCUCUGUUGCACUACCAGCUGCCUCAAAUGCCAGAUGUGGUAGUCAGAUCUUUCAUGACCUGGUUAAGAAGUUACAUAAAGCUGUUCCAGGCUCCGUGCCAGCGCUGCGGAAAGUUUCUGCAGGAAGGCCUGCCACCCACGUGGAGGGAUUUCCGAACACUUGAAGCUUUUCAUGACACUUGCAGGCAAUAGUAGCCCAACCCAGACACGGGUACGUGAGGAGUGAACAUUCUAUUAGGCUCAGAAGAGAGCUGAUGGUUUAAUAAGUGCUUCAUAUAUGGAACCACUGUACCAAAUAGUGAGGUUGCACUAAUAUAUUUUAGUAUUUAGAAGCAUGUGUGAGACUGAUGUCUUUUGAAGAAGAUGGUAAGAAGCUGUGUGAUUGUUUGAUGCUUCUGAGGUGAAAGGAUAUGUCUGGGAAGAUCUGACAGAAAUCAUUAUUCUAAACCUUAAUGAAAAUACCCAUGUACAGUUUGUGGUUUUUUGACAGAAUUUGCAACAUUCAAGACUUUUAUAAGCAUGAAAUAAAUUUUGUAUUGCAGGAUUUGUGGUAUUUAUUUCAUUAUUUGAUCGACAAAAUCUUUGGGUUUGGUGUGGAUUUUUCAGUGCUGCUCUUUUCUUUAGAAAAACUGGAAACGUUUGAACACACGUGCUGUUAUGAUGGCGGGUGAUGCAAGGCUGCUUAUCUGAGCGCUGGUCUUUUUCUGGAAGAGACUGUGGCGUUGAUUAAAUGUGGAAUUUCGAAGGCAUGUGGCAGCUUGGAAGAUGUAAUGUACUUUCUAAGGCGAGGGGGGAAACAGAUGUUUCCCUUUACUAAAAUUGUAAUGAAAAAUGUUAGCAUAGUCUGCAUGUAUUAAG